AUGUUGCUCCCGGCACCACUUUCGCGAUAUGUCGGAUCGCUUCGCUCCCUGGGACAAAAGUGGCGCAGCCACACCGAAUCCCGACAGUAUGAUGGAGAAGAAGAUUCGCUCGCUCAUCGCCUAACCGAUGUCUUUCUUCGCACCUGGGACUUGGGCUUUAUCGCGUUCGGUGGUCCACCUGUGCAUUUUCAGAUCUUGCAUCGUAGGUUCGUGGAAGGGAAGGGUAGGAAAGAGAAAUGGGUGGACGAACAGACUUAUCAAGAGCUCUUCGCUAUCUGUCAAGGCCUCCCUGGUCCAGGCAGUACGAAGAUGCUAUUUUGUCUGGUCCUGCUGCAUGCGGGCUUCAUUCCAGCCAUUAUGGCGUUCCUGGUUUGGAGUUUACCUGGAGCAGCGGGCAUGUAUGGUCUCUCAGUCGGUAUUCAAAAUCUGAGCACAACCCUCCCUGGCCCAGUCUACGGACUUCUGUCGGGACUCAACGCGGCGACCGUCGGUAUUGUCGCAGUUUCCGCCGUGCAGCUCGCGGAAAAGGCCAUUCACGACAAGAUCUCGCGCAUCCUCAUCAUCUUCGGAGCAUGCGCGGGUCUCUGCUAUAACGCCUUGUGGUAUUUCCCUAUUUUGAUGGUGAUUGGCGGUAUCGUCAUAGCUACUUGGGAUGGCUGGCUAUAUUCACAAGUCCAGAAAGCGAAGAGGGUUUGGAAAAAUAGGCAUCAACGCCCCGCAGACUCGGAGGAAGCAAACUCUAACAACCUGGAAAUGGAGCCCACAACGACACCAGCACCGACCGAGCAAACUGAAGCAGUGCGAUCAAGGAAACUCAACCAGGCUGGAGACCUACCACAGGCCUCUGGGGCCAUUGCGGGAUCAACAAGGUCGACAGAGACUGAAGCCAUCCAAUCGCCGAAGUAUCGCGUCCGUGUCCGCACUGGACUUAUCAUCUUCGUUGCCUUCUUUGCGUCGUUCAUUGCUAUCCUUGUCGCAAGAGGGAAAUUGACUCCCCCUCCACUUGCACUAGACCUAUUCGCUAGCAUGUACCUCGCUGGGACUGUGAUCUUUGGUGGAGGUCCGGUUGUCAUUCCUCUUCUUCGCUCUUACGUCGUUAGCCCUGGCUGGGUUUCCAGUCGUGACUUCCUGAUCGGCCUGGCCAUUAUUCAAGCCUUUCCAGGACCAAACUUCAACUUCGCAGUCUUUUUGGGCGCUCUCGCCUUGCAGCACUCACAAUUCCCCACUGUUUUUGGCGCAUUCCUCGGGUGGCUAGGCAUCUUCGUCCCAGGUAUCACUCUUGCCGUCGCAAUUCAGAGCUUCUGGAGUGUGUUGCGAACGAGAAGAUCUGUCAUCCGUUUCCUACGUGGCGUCAAUGCCACUGCGAUUGGUCUGGUCUUCACUGCUGUGUACCGACUAUGGGAAAUUGGCUACUUGACACCCGCUAAUAGCGCUGGACAAAGUCUGGCUAAUGACCCGUGGUGGUUGGUGGUCACGACUAUUUCGUAUGCAGGUAACGCAUGGUUCCGCGUUCCUCCCGCCAUGUCGAUCGUUAUUGGCGCUAUACUUGGACUGUGCUGGUAUGGAGCCGUCGGGCGGUAG
Messenger RNA from Penicillium cataractarum, 1581 nucleotides. RefSeq lists its product as uncharacterized. Bases 1 to 1581 code for a protein of 526 amino acids. The transcript is spliced from 4 exons. Gene Ontology annotation, biological process: chromate transport. Gene Ontology annotation, molecular function: chromate transmembrane transporter activity. The record is from RefSeq and is a predicted model, not a curated record. Lineage: Eukaryota; Fungi; Ascomycota; Eurotiomycetes; Eurotiales; Aspergillaceae.